UUCUCUUGCUGAGGAAAAGCAGAGCUUGCCAUCUUUAAUAAUAACAAUAAUAAUUAAAAGGGGGGGAAGCCACAAACCCUCCCUGUAUUUUCUGAAGUCCGUGACAAAGCGAGAUUUGUGAGGAGGCUGCUGCUGCUCCUGGCAAACAAUGGUGCUGCUUUCCCAGAGCUGCGAGGGAGACUGAGGGUCAAGUCCCUUUAAAAAAAAAAAAAAAAAGUGAAAUACAGUAUUGUGCAUCUUGAAAUCUGAAACCAAGAAACAGAAGUGCGAGGGAAACAAGGGGGAAAGUCUUGCAAUUCCUGUGGACAACUGUUGCGAGUGGAGUUUUAAGGAAUACAAUAUACAUCUCUGCCUUUUAAAGGUUAUUGAAUGGCUUUUGUGGAGAAACCUGGGAAAUAAAGGAGCCUCGGAAGAAGAGAUUUCUUUUUCUCCUCCUCUCUGGAUAUAAUGGCCAUUGCAAAGCAGAGCAUCUUGAGAUUUGGCUUCCAGUGUGCCUUCCUCGCAGUUUUUACCCUCACCUGUGAUGGCCAAGGUGGGAAGAGAGAGAACGGUGGCCCUGCCUGCUACGGGGGCUUUGAUUUGUAUUUCAUCCUGGACAAGUCAGGCAGUGUCCUGCACCACUGGAACGAGAUCUAUCACUUUGUGGAGCACCUGGCCCGCAAGUUCAUCAGCCCUCAGCUGAGGAUGUCCUUCAUUGUUUUUUCAACCAGAGGGACAAUUCUAAUGAGGUUAACAGAAGACAGGGAGCAGAUCCGCCAGGGCCUGGAGGAGCUGCAGAAGGUGCUGCCAGGAGGGGACACGUACAUGCACGAAGGAUUUGAGAGGGCAAGUGAACAGAUUUACUACCAGAUUUACUACGAGAAUGUUCACGGUUACAGAACUGCCAGUGUCAUCAUCGCAUUGACAGAUGGAGAGCUCCACGAGGAUCUAUUUUUCUACUCUGAGAGGGAGGCCAACCGCUCGCGGGACCUGGGGGCCACCGUGUACUGCGUGGGGGUGAAGGACUUCAACGAGACCCAGCUGGCCCGGAUUGCUGACAGCAGAGAUCAUGUCUUCCCUGUCAACGAUGGCUUUGAGGCCCUGCAGGGCAUCAUAGACUCCGUGAGUAUUUUCAGCAUUUUCACCCCACUCUUGGUGUCACCCUGAGGUUUGCUGUUCCUG
This is a messenger RNA of Passer domesticus (house sparrow), 1161 nucleotides long. RefSeq names its product anthrax toxin receptor 1-like. NCBI's taxonomy places the organism in Eukaryota, Metazoa, Chordata, Aves, Passeriformes, Passeridae. Gene Ontology annotation, molecular function: transmembrane signaling receptor activity. The coding region runs from base 448 to 1146 and encodes 232 amino acids. The record is from RefSeq and is a predicted model, not a curated record. Gene Ontology annotation, cellular component: cell surface; plasma membrane. The transcript is spliced from 8 exons.